AUGUCUUCAAUUGCCAAACGUGAAUUUACUGAGCUUGCCAUUGACGGUAGCAACUAUUUGACUUGGGCCUUAGAUGUUGAAAUGCAUUUGACAUCAAAGGACUUAAAGCAAACUAUUGCUGAUGAGUCACAAAGCACUGAUGCCCAGAAGGCACAAGCUCUUAUUUUCCUACGCCACCAUUUGAAUAACGAUCUUAAAAAUGAGUAUUUGAUUGAAAAAGACCCACAUGCAUUAUGGAAGUCCCUGAAGGACCGAUUUGACCAACAACUAUCAAUUGUCCUCCCUCAGGCACAAUUUGACUGGCUGAAUCUGAGGUUUCAAGAUUACAAAUCUGUAAUUGAAUAUAAUUCAGCCCUGCACAAAAUUGUAUCACAGCUGAAGCUCUGCAAACAUGAAGUUUCAGAGUCUGAUUUAAUUGAAAAGACUUUGUCUACUUUUCAUGCGAGUAACCUUGUACUCCAGCAGCAGUACAGGGCUAAGAAUUAUGACAAACACUCUGAACUAAUUUCAGCACUUCUUGUGGCUGAAAAACAUAAUCAGUUGUUGAUGAAAAAUCAUAAUGCACGACCAGUUGGCUCUGCACCUGUGCCUGAAGCACAUAAUAUUGCCAAAGGGUGGAAAAAUAGAAGAGGUCGUGGUAAGGGUCGUGGUGGUAGACACGGUCGCGGUAACCGUAGAGGUAUGGAACGUAUUGGUUUUGUCCCGGAAGGUCAAAGCUCAUACAAUCGCGGUAACCGUAGGGGUACGGAACGCAUUAUUCUUACCCAAGGAAAUCAAAACUCAUCAAAGAAAAACUCUGGUCAUAAAUAG
Messenger RNA from Ipomoea triloba (trilobed morning glory), 810 nucleotides. RefSeq lists its product as uncharacterized. The transcript has a single exon. Bases 1 to 810 code for a protein of 269 amino acids. Lineage: Eukaryota; Viridiplantae; Streptophyta; Magnoliopsida; Solanales; Convolvulaceae. The record is from RefSeq and is a predicted model, not a curated record.